AAAUAGCGUAUCAAGAUCACAACUACCGGUUUACGUACGUAGUGCAGGCUGAAAUUGUAUAGCGAGAUAUUUAUAGAAUUUAAAAAAAUAUCUAGACAAUGCGUUUACCUUUGUAUUACGUUUUAGUAACUUGGUUAUACACGUCUUCUCAGCUUAAUCUAGCGUCCACAGGAAUAUCCAACAGCCACCAUGUCAGGUCCAACCAGAAGACUGGGCAAGACAGUGCUAGCUUCUAAAGGUGUUUUUACAACAAUCUCCGGGAACAUCAGCAAACAUUAUGGACAGAAAAAUUAUCGGACAUGGUCAACAACAGAGAAUCCCGAUUACAGAAGGUCAAAUGGGAGGCAGUUUUCUACGUCACUAAAUUUACGGGUUAUAUACACCAGCCCUAUUCCCGACAUAGAAAUCAAGACACAAACACUGCCCGAAUACCUCCUUCCAAAGUUCGAGGCCUUUGGGAACAGACGGGCAAUCGUCGAUAACGAGACAGGUAAAACGUACACUUACCUGGAGAUGAGGGACGCGGUUAUAAAGUUAGGCAGUGCCCUACACAGAUUGGGGUACAGAAAGGGGGAUGUACUCUGUAUGUGUUCCACCAACAAUACCGAGUAUGCCCUUCUCAUACUGGCUUGUGUGACGUCAGGAAUUAUACUUACCACCACGAAUCCGUCCUACACUUCCGCUGAACUUUCCCGACAUUUACAUCAUUCCGGGACUGUUGGUGUGGUUGUAAUCGAGACACUACUUCCAUUAGUCAAAGAAACUAUAGCAGGGGAUAGGGACCUGCAAAACGAAAUUAAGAAUGUAAUCGUAGUCGGACAGGCUUAUGGAUAUCGGUCAUUUUCGUCCCUCCUGGAUGAUGAUGGGAGUCUCUACAAUGAGAACCUGGACAUUGACCCACACAACGACGUGGCUCUAUUGCCUUACUCGAGCGGCACUUCAGGUUUACCAAAGGGCGUCAUGCUUACACACAUGAAUGUCGUUUCAAAUCUACAACAGUUCAGACUUUUAUCGAAAUCCGUUGCUGACGACACAAGUUUAUGCAUACUUCCUUUGUUCCACUGUUACGGUAUGAUUCCCAUUCUGAUGGGUGUUGUCCAGGAGGGAGGCGUCCUUGUAACCAUGCCCCGAUUCGAGCCUGAACCCUUCCUUGCUGCUAUUGAACAGCACAGGGUGACAAUUCUACAGAUGGUUCCACCUAUUGCCUUGUUCCUAGCCAAACAUCCUAUGGUAGAAAAGUACGACCUGACCAGUAUCCGUACUCCCUUCUGUUCUGCUGCACCACUGGCCUCCUCCUUGUAUAACGAGUACUUAAACAGGUUUAAGUCAACACUUGUUCAAGGGUAUGGCAUGACUGAGCUGAGUCCUGUUGCUACUUUAGAUACGAUGGAAUCAAGUCACGAGGGGACGGUCGGUUUUCUGGUGCCGAAUACUAAUGCAAAGAUCGUCUGUGAAGAGACGGGAGCUGAACUUGGACCCGGUAAGAUAGGCGAGGUCUGUAUUCGGGGACCCCAGGUCAUGAAAGGAUAUCACAAAAAUGCAGAGGCUACCAACGAAACGAUCAGAGAUGGCUGGCUUCACACAGGUGAUAUCGGUUAUGUAAACGAUGACGGAUGUUUUGUGAUCACAGAUAGAUUGAAGGAACUUAUUAAGUACAAGGGAUUUCAGGUAGCCCCGGCUGAAUUAGAGGAUCUCCUACUAACACAUCCGGGCAUCAUGGACGCGGGCGUGAUUGGUGUCCCGGAUGAGGAUUCAGGUGAAGUUCCCCGAGCGUAUGUGGUGCCAAAACCGAAUCAACCGCUAACACAGGAGGAUGUGGUCACGUUUGUCGAAGACAAUGUAUCUGGGUACAAGAGACUCCGAGGAGGCGUGGAAAUAAUAGAUGAGAUUCCAAAGUCACCUUCGGGGAAAAUUCUCAGACGCAUUCUUCGGGAAAGUUAUGCCAAAAAAGACUAAUGCAAUUGACUGAUUCCCAAUGGAAAUGGAUGACAAAAUGUUGAUACACAACAUAAAUGGGAUUGAUGUUAAACAACAUGGAUACUCACAAGCAAACAAAUGGAUGCCUCUUAUCAAAUAAAAGAAAUACAUACCAUACAUUAUCAAAGUCACAAAGAACAUUUUACAUAAUCAAUUAUAAAAGAACCUUUUACUGAACAUCAAGUCCGGUUGGGGAGCAUGCUAACUGAAGCAACCUAGUCGAUUAUAUAGUCUAGUGAAUAAUGGGACCGAAACUCCAGACACUUAGAACACACUCUGGUGUAGCGGAUAAAGUGUGACAUUUUAGCUGAUGGAUUACUGUCCAAUUCACUGAUCUGUGUUUUUUGUUAUAUACAGUAACCUCCACUUAAUUUCGUUUUGGAUAUAACUGUAGCACAGAAAGGUCUGAACGCUUCCGUUGAACGCGUAGCUCAGUUGUUUAGAUCAAUAGUAUAGCAACAUAAAGUACUCCCGGUCUAGCUCCACUCAACCUUUAACACUCUUUACCCCUGCGUUUAUUUUUCCUUUCAUUAUAUUUACAGGUAACUGUAGUACUAUAUCCUACCCUCAUAUAUAUAUUCUAGUUGCAUUGCCGCAAGGUCAAUUUCUUGAUGCUAUUUUGUUUAUUUCAUCUUUACUAUAUUUCAUAAAAGUCCCUCAAUGAAUGGUUUAAAUGCGUAGUUACAGUUUUUUGGCAGUGGCACGGGGAUCCUUAGGGAAAUGAGAUGAAUGAAAUUACUUCUCAGCAAAAUGGAAGAUGACGAUCCUGAAAUUAAAGUGUCAAUAGCUAACGACAGUUAGUUAUAGAAACUUUAAAGAAUUGGCAUUAACUGAUAUUAAAUGUAGUACUGUUCGUUACCAAAUCAACAUAUACAUAUAUAUUUUCGGGCUCAUUAAUUUUCGCAAACCAGCCUUCUUAUCUCCAUACCUUCUUAAUACCUUAAAAGACGUUUCACUCAAUAUGCAAAUCUUGUGAUACAUGUUGUAAAUAUGAAUUAUAUAAAGACAAGAACGCCAGUUUAUCUGCAUUAAAUACAAUUACUGACAGUGUAUUUUUCAUGGGCUAAACUGAGCUAAUGUUUUCUAUUUCAUGCAUUAGAUAUUGGUUUUUAAAUUCUAUUUAAUGAUAUAUUAUACUCAUAUUUUUGCACAUAUAUUGUAAGUUUACACGUGUAUUGUCUGAUAUGUGGGUGUGUUUAUACAUCAUAACAUAUGUUAAUUCAUGGUAAUUAUAUUGUAAAUUGUAACGUUUGUUAUAUAUAUUAUUUUUGUUAUCGUUGCAUCAACGUACUCUUGUGCACUUGAUAUUUUUUGUUUAAUAAUUGGAACAGUAACAAAGCAAGGUAUAUGUUGGAAGUAGUAUUGGGCUGUUGACCACUGCGAUAUUUUACCUUCGAAAAGGGCUCUAUAGUGGAAAAAGCUGUGAAUAUAUUUUGUCAUUGGUCGAAAGCAGGACAGGGCAUGGGUAAUACAAAUGAUCUCAUCUAUAUGUACUUCAUUAUGGAAGUGUGUGUGAGUGUGCGUGUUGGUUGAUAGGUGUAAAUAUUACGACGACGAUGGUUGUCAAUAAAAUUGUGGCAUUAAA
Molecule: messenger RNA, 3562 nt
Organism: Mizuhopecten yessoensis (Yesso scallop)
Lineage: Eukaryota; Metazoa; Mollusca; Bivalvia; Pectinida; Pectinidae
Product: probable 4-coumarate--CoA ligase 1
Exons: 12
Coding region: 190-1956 (588 amino acids)
Molecular function (GO): CoA-ligase activity
Source: RefSeq, a predicted model, not a curated record